UUAAAUCUCGUUUGCUAUUUGCAUCUUUCCGAUCCCCUCAAAUAUAAACCUUCAAAAUAUAUACUAGGCCAAAUUAUCAUUGUGUGCACCUUCUAAUUUCCGAACUUCAUAUCAAAAAAGAAUUUUAAAAAGGCAAAAGCUAACAAACGCCUCUGAAGAUUAGUUAAGAUAACUAAAAAUGAAAAUAUUAAACAUUUAUUAUAUCGAUUGACGAGUGAUUUGAAAUUCAUUCCAAAAUUUAUACCAUUUCUAAAAAUAUAUUUAGUUUUUAUUUAACGUCCCUUAACGUUCGUCAGAAGAUUAAAAAAAAAAAAAAAAAACACACAUAUUCACCACCUUUUGUCUUUGUUAUUGGAGAGUUGCUUAUUGCAUAUACUAACCGACCUUAUUAUUGGAAAAAGUCUACGUACAUUAGGUGUGCCUUAACUGUCCAUUACCAACCGCCAUUGUUGAACACAUUUACAUUUUACACAUACAAACUUCUUCUUUUCUCAUAAAUUCUCUCUCUGACUCUUUUCUUCCUCCAUUGACCAAUGACAUUAUUCCUCGCAUAAAAAGUAUCAUUCUUUACUAAUUCUUUUAAACACCCAUCAAAAACCCUAAAGAUAUUUCUUGUUUUCUGAUCUUCCAACGUCCUAAAUUGCCAAUUUACAGCUUUGCAUUUUCUGGGUUUCUCUUAAUUGACGCCAUGGAUGCAGCCACAAGCUCUGGUGUGCUCUCUCAGAUGAGAUUAUCAUCUCCCUCCUUUAGAAAUUUCAGACCCAGAUUCUUAAAGUCCUGUUCAAAAACCAGAACUUACAUUCCUCCUUGUAGAUAUACAUGUAGGCAUUCUUCAUCUGGCAUGCCUUCUGAUUCGUUCAACAGUCAAAGCAACAAUAUCGGUGGCCUUUCAUAUUGUCAACCAGAUAAGAGAAGUAAUGGAGUGGGGAAGACAUUUUGUUCUGCUGCUAUAUAUACCGGUAUAUACGACGAGGACCUGGCGGUAGCUCCUUCACAUGCUGCGGAGGAAAAGAUUGGGGUGCUCCUUUUAAAUCUAGGAGGACCUGAAACUCUUAACGAUGUCCAGCCGUUCUUGUUUAAUCUAUUUGCUGACCCAGAUAUCAUUCGCCUUCCCAUGCUGUUCCGUUUUCUGCAAAGACCUCUGGCUCAAUUGAUCUCUAUGCUUAGAGCCCCUAAAAGCAAAGAAGGAUAUGCUUCAAUAGGAGGGGGUUCACCUUUGCGAAAGAUAACUGAUGAGCAGGCAAAUGCACUUAAGUUGGCAUUAGAAGCAAAGAACAAGAAUGUAUCUGUCUAUGUUGGCAUGAGAUACUGGUUCCCGUUUACAGAGGAAGCAGUUCAGCAGAUUAAGAGGGACAAGAUUACAAAGCUUGUUGUCCUUCCUCUCUAUCCUCAGUUUUCUAUAUCUACAACAGGUUCUAGCCUUCGAGUUCUCCAAGAUAUGUUCAGAACGGACGCAUAUCUAUCUCGCAUGCCAGUCGCUAUCAUCCGAUCCUGGUACCAACGAGAAGGCUAUGUCAAGUCCAUGGCUGAUUUGAUUGAGAAAGAGCUGCAGUCUUUCUCCAUUCCAGAUGAGGUUAUGAUAUUCUUCAGUGCUCAUGGCGUCCCAGUUAGUUAUGUGGAGGAGGCUGGAGAUCCAUACAAAGAUCAGAUGGAGGAUUGCAUCUUCCUCAUUAUGAGAGAAUUAAAAGCUAGAGGAAUCAACAACCACCAUACACUUGCUUACCAGAGUCGAGUCGGUCCAGUGCAAUGGCUGAAACCUUAUACAGAUGAAGUUCUCGUUGAGCUUGGCCAAAAAGGAGUAAAGAGUCUAGUGGCUGUUCCUGUGAGCUUUGUAAGUGAGCACAUUGAGACACUUGAAGAGAUCGAUAUGGAAUACAAGGAAUUGGCGCUCGAAUCUGGCAUCGAGAACUGGGGUCGUGUUCCUGCUCUCAACUGCGCUCCUUCUUUCAUUAAUGAUCUAGCUGAUGCUGUCACUGAAGCUCUACCAUCAGCUACUGCGAUGUCAACCAGCACAUACGAAGAAGUUGAUAACAAUGAUCCUGUCAAGUAUGCCAUAAAGUUGUUUUUCGGUUCAAUCUUGGCCUUUAUCUUACUUUUGUCCCCGAAAGUGAUCUCGGCUUUUAAGAACAACCUUUUGUAGAAAUAGAUGGUAGGAUAUAUUUACCCGAGCUAUACAGAGAAUUGAGAUCGGAAAAUCAGAGUAGAAGAUGUUUGUAUUCUUGGUUUUCGUUUCUUGUUCAAUUUUCAGGUGAUGAGGAAUUGUAGGAAAUAUAUCUUUGUAGCCUGCUGCUUAUUUUUCUCAGAUAUACACCUGUAUAGAAUGAAUGGCAUAUAGAAAGAGAUUUCUUUUACCAUAAUUUACAACAAUUAAAAGAAAAUUGAUUACUGUCGA
Molecule: messenger RNA, 2392 nt
Organism: Beta vulgaris subsp. vulgaris (sugar beet)
Lineage: Eukaryota; Viridiplantae; Streptophyta; Magnoliopsida; Caryophyllales; Amaranthaceae
Product: ferrochelatase-2, chloroplastic
Exons: 9
Coding region: 689-2140 (483 amino acids)
Biological process (GO): heme biosynthetic process
Molecular function (GO): protoporphyrin ferrochelatase activity
Source: RefSeq, a predicted model, not a curated record